Paramecium tetraurelia is the source of this 876-nucleotide messenger RNA. RefSeq lists its product as uncharacterized. Lineage: Eukaryota; Ciliophora; Oligohymenophorea; Peniculida; Parameciidae. The record is from RefSeq and is a predicted model, not a curated record. Gene Ontology annotation, biological process: regulation of DNA-templated transcription; nuclear-transcribed mRNA poly(A) tail shortening. The transcript has 5 exons. Gene Ontology annotation, cellular component: CCR4-NOT core complex; P-body.
AUGAUUUAAUAAUCCGGCAUCUCAUUUCAAAGUCGUCAAGUAUAAUUGAGGGACCAAAUCAAUAUGCUUGAACAGAGAGCUUAAGAGAUCAUUUAAGACAUUAAAAAAAAAAGGAAAAUAUAAGGAGGACAAGAUAGAUAAAUAAAAUUAAAAACACUUCAAAAUCAAAUUGAUAAAAUGAAAUAAUUGAAUGAUGAUUUGUUGCACUUAUCCAUUGAUGAGAAAAAAUGGAAUAAAUUUUUGAACCUUUUGGAAAUCAUGUAUUAAAAUCUAGAUAACCCAGAACACGAAUAAGAAAUUAAUUAAUUAAUCACUCAAUUAUAUUAAACUAAAAUUGUAUAAACCGUAUGGAAUGACAGAGUCCUAUUGCCCAAUAGAUAAACCAUUGAACCAUUUGAUCAAAAAGCAGCAACUCAACAAGCUUAAUUAGUAGAUUAAAAUUCAGCUGCUUAUAAAAUUAAAAUGAUGGACUUUAGUUACGCUGAUAGGCCCUAGAAAAAUGAUUAUUAUUAGCCUCCUACUUUUAAAGAAAAAUUGAAUCUAAACAGCUUGUUACCCAAAUACAAAAUGUUGCCGCAUUCAGUUUUCAGUUAACUCAGCAGUGACACAUUGUUCUAUGUCUUUUAUUAUCAUAAGGAGCCUACUGAAUAAUUGAUGGCAGCAAGAGAAUUGAUUAAGAAUUAAUGGAUAUACAACACCAAACAUGGAUUGUGGAUGAAGAAGGAUAAGCAUUACCAAUAUAAAGACGAAGAAAAUGAUAAAGUUAUUAAAGGACCUUUCUUUUAUUUUGAGAAUGAGGGAAAGUGGUAACAGAAAAAAAAAUAGGACUUUUCAUUUAAGAAAAAGCAUCUAAUAUAAUAUGAGUUAAUUUAAUGA